GUCAAUUCCCCUUUUUCUUUCCCAAACAAUUUAGCAGAAACAAUAUUCGACGGCAACUUUGCACAAGACGAGGAAUCGUGAAUCAUCAAACUUCGUCUAUGUACAUCAAACUUCUUACAUAUUGAUUCCUAGGCAGACAUAUUUCUACUUUGCUUCCUCACGAAUAAUACCCCGUCGUCUUUCUCCUUACGCUCAGCAAUUCUCUCGGCAAUUGACAAUUGACGGAAAUGUCACGGCUCGUCUGAAAACUAAUUUGUACGCCGGUUACUACUGAUCAACCGCGACUUUGAAAAUGGCAGGGAUAGAGCAACUAGAAAUCCACAGCAAGUCCUACAUUGUGCGAUGGGUUAAGGUCGACGAAGGCCAAACUAUUUCAUGGAGUGUCCAGCCGCAUAAGAAGUCGAUUAAUUUUGGCAUCGUUAAACACCCCGGCACCGGCGCGACAAACCCUAUCCCGACACUGGACGGCUCAAAUACCGAUGUCGAACAUGUUGAUGGCCAAGGAAAGGGUAGUCGCUUUGCGAAGAAAGAUGCUAGCACGGCACAGGAGCAACUGGCUAGUAAGGGGUUCAUUCCAGUGAAAUGGUAUGGAAAAUGCGAGGCCGACAAAGUAUCCAUGGGAACAUAUGAUGUGUUCAAGGGUUAUGGAGGGAUGUUCGGCUUAAUAUUUGACAAUACCUUCUCAAAGCAAACGUCCAAGACAGCGACCUUCGUCCUUCUUACCUACCCUACAGGUGCACCGCCGCAAGGAGCACACCAUCUCCCAAACCUCCAAGCCAAUUCCCACGCAAACAGCAGUAGGACUAGCCUCGGAAAAUCAAACCCGCAUCUAGGGGAUAUUCCUGCCGACUCUACUGAGAGUUUACAGAGUCACCCGGCCGGCCGCCAACGGGCCAAGUCUAUGGGUGCUCGUAGUGAUGGAAUAGCAUCGUCAACUACAUACACGGGUACUCUAUUGAAGAGGCGGAGAAAGAAGGGCCAGGGCUAUGCCCGUAGAUUCUUUUCCCUGGACUAUUCGUCUUGCACCAUGUCAUAUUAUCACAAUCGAAACUCGUCUGCAUUAAGAGGAGCUAUUCCCCUAAGCUUGGCUGCAAUUGCCGCAGAUGAGCGACGGAGAGAAAUCAAUAUCGAUUCUGGAGCAGAAGUUUGGCAUCUAAGGGCAUCUAAUGCUAAGGAAUUCAACGAAUGGGCACGUGCCUUAGAAAAGGCAAGUAGGAUCGCAAGGGGCCUCGAACCAAUGCUUGAGGAACCUUCUCCCGAAAAGCCUACCGUGGCAACUCCUAAGCAAGCCAGCUUGCCGAACUCACAGCAAGAUGAAGACCGGGACUGGGAACAAGUUGAGACGUUGGUUAGCCGUAUUGUCGGUACGCGAGAUGCUCUGCGCCGUUUGGUCAAAGAUAUAGCUGUACAGAAACAACCACAACGCCCUCAAAGCUCACACUUAUCUCCAGCUUCCCCGGCGGCUCUUCCAGAGAGUGGUGAUGGUUACUUUACCCCAGCGGCACAGGACAAGCGCCCAUUCUGGAAGAGAAAGCAAAGCGCCUCGCCUCUUCCGCCAGAUUCGUCGACACCAGGAGCCUCGUCGGCUUUGGCUAUUCCAACACCCGGAUCAGUAGCUACGAUAAAACCGAAUGGGUCUAGCCACGGUGAGAAAACGGAGCAAAAUACACACGACCACUGUGCUGCUCUUCUGAAUGACUUGGAUUCGGUUGUCUCAGAGUUCACUAAGGUACUUGCUAAUAGCAAGAGACGGCGAAUACCAAUGCCUUGUCCUUCUACGUCUCGAAGAAGUCUCGAGUCCACAGCGUCAACUGAAGAGUUCUUUGAUGCUGAGGGAGGCGAAACGGAUAGCAGAGCGCAGGUUAUGAUGAUUGGUCGCCGUGAGAGCGAUGAAGAUUCCCACGAAUCCGAGGCUGAUGAUGCUACUAUUGAUGACACAUCUUCAACAUCGUCCGUGGAAGAUGGUGAAGGGAAUACAGGAGCUAGUGGUGCCGCGGCUCUUUUCCCUGUCCGACCCAAAUCUCUGGCUCCAUUACCGGUCGACAUCGCUGUAGAACGACGAAAAACUAUCCCCGCGGCUACUGUUCCGCCACCUAGUCUAAUCGCAUUCUUUCGCAAAAACGUUGGCAAAGAUUUAAGUACGAUUAGCAUGCCUGUCUCGUCCAACGAGCCUAUAUCGACACUGCAGCGUGUGGCCGAACAGCUCGAGUAUGCCCAGCUUCUUGACCAAGCAGCGCAGCAGAAAGCUCCAAAGGACCGCAUGGUAUACGUUACUGCAUUUGCUAUUUCUAAUCUUAGCGUCAACCGUGUAAAAGAGCGUGCCAUGCGUAAACCAUUCAACCCCCUUCUAGGCGAAACUUUCGAGCUUCUUCGUACCGAGAGCGAGGUUCCCGGUGGAUUUAGGCUUAUUGUUGAGAAGGUCACCCACCGUCCGCUGCGCGUUGCAAUGCAUGCCGAUGCUGCAGUCUGGUCGCUCACGCAAAGCCCCGCUCCAUCACAGAAAUUCUGGGGUAAGAGUGCCGAAUUGACUACUGAAGGACGGGUUCGCGUAGCCUUGCGACUCCCAGAUGGCACCGAUGAGCUAUAUUCGUGGAAUAUUGCGACUAUGUUCUUGAGAAAUGUCGUCAUGGGCGAGAAAUAUGUUGAACCGGUUGGGACGAUGACCGUAUGCAACGAUUCUACAGGAGCAAAAGCUAACAUCGAAUUCAAAACGAAGGGUAUGUUCGGCGGCCGGAGCGAAGACGUUGAGGUCCAAGUCUGUGAUGCGGAUGGAAGCCAGACUGGAACCGGCCUCGUAGGCAAUUGGACAUCUUCACUUCGCGUUGUGGAGGGUGGCAAAACAACCAACAAGGAGGUCUGGAAGGCUGGUCAACUAGUUCCCAACGCGCCAAACACUUACGGCCUGCCGGAAUUUAGCGCCACGCUUAACGAAAUAACACCCGUUGAGGAGGGUCGGCUACCACCUACAGACACCCGAUUGCGUCCUGACCAGCGGCUUGCGGAGCAAGGCAAACUUGACGAUGCCGAAGAGUGGAAGGUGACGCUCGAGGAGGCGCAGCGCGCAAGGAGGAGAGAUCUGGAAACGAAGGGCGAAGAGUAUAAGCCGCGAUGGUUCGUCAAGGUGCCUGAAGCGCCGGACGGAGAAGAGUUGUGGAAGUUGAAGCUGGGCAAAGAGGGCUACUGGGAGGAGAGGGCGAAAGGGGAAUGGAAGGGCGUCGAACGUAUAUUUGAAGCCCCAGCCUGAUCAAGCAAGAGCCCGGUUAGAAGUUAAGCCUUGCUGGCAAAAUAGGCGACUCAAUUCCGUGUGAGAAUAUGCCGCGUGGCACGAUUGUUAACCGCAUAUAAGCAGUUUUGCGUUAUGGAUGUUGAACUGGAGUUGUAAAGGACAGGUCAGGCGCGCAAAUAGAAGGACUUCAUACACAUUAGAUCUACACCGCAGCUUUGCUCAGCAAGCAAGCAAGCAAACUCGCAUACUCUGUUUUAAUCUAACAUUAAAAAUAGCCCGUCCUAACUACUGGAUUCUACAUUCCGUCGUCUUAUUGCUCCUAUCGUUCAUAACAAGAUUGCCUAAGAUAACGAAUCUAUGCUACGUGAUAAUGGUUGUGGGG
This is a messenger RNA of Daldinia decipiens, 3608 nucleotides long. RefSeq names its product Oxysterol-binding protein-domain-containing protein. Gene Ontology annotation, biological process: exocytosis; piecemeal microautophagy of the nucleus; maintenance of cell polarity. NCBI's taxonomy places the organism in Eukaryota, Fungi, Ascomycota, Sordariomycetes, Xylariales, Hypoxylaceae. The record is from RefSeq and is a predicted model, not a curated record. The coding region runs from base 293 to 3244 and encodes 983 amino acids. The transcript has 4 exons. Gene Ontology annotation, cellular component: intracellular membrane-bounded organelle; plasma membrane; cytosol. Gene Ontology annotation, molecular function: sterol binding.